Molecule: messenger RNA, 1245 nt
Organism: Aureococcus anophagefferens
Lineage: Eukaryota; Pelagophyceae; Pelagomonadales; Pelagomonadaceae
Exons: 1
Molecular function (GO): pyridoxal phosphate binding; cysteine desulfurase activity
Source: RefSeq, a predicted model, not a curated record
GCCGAGGCGCUGCGGGCCGAGUUCCCGGCGCUGCACCAGCGGACCAACGGCCGCGACCUCAUCUACUUCGACAGCGGCGCGACGUCCCAGAAGCCGGCGCGCGUGCUCGGUGCGCUGGAGAAAUUCUACGCGCGCGACAACGCCAACGUGCACCGGGGCGCGCACGCCCUCGCGACGCGCGCGACGGACGCGUACGAGGCCGCGCGCGACAAGGUCGCGGCGUUCGUCGGCGCGCGCCGCGACGAAAUCGUCUGGACGCGGGGCGCGACGGAGGCCAUCAACCUCGUGGCCCAGGCCUGGGGUCCCUCGAACCUCGGCGCCGGCGACGAGAUCGUGCUCACGGAGCUCGAGCACCACUCGAAUCUCGUGCCGUGGCAGCUCCUCGCGCGGCGCACGGGCGCGAAGAUCCGCUACGCGCGGCUCGACGCGGAUGGUGCCGGCGUCGACGAGGCGCACCUCCUGGCGCAGAUCAACGGCCGCACGAAGCUCGUCGCGCUCGUCCACGUGUCCAACGUCCUCGGCUCCGUCGCGCCCGUCGCCGCCGUCGUCGCCGCGGCGAGAACUCGCGGCGCGCCGGGCUGCGCGGUGCUCCUCGACGCCUGCCAGUCCGCGCCCCACGCGCCCCUAGACGUGGGUGCGCUCGGCGUCGACUUCCUCGCGGCGAGCGGCCACAAGAUGUGCGGGCCCACGGGCAUCGGCUUCCUCUACGGCCGCCGCGAGGUCCUCGCGGCGAUGGACCCGUGGCAGGGCGGCGGCGAGAUGAUCGCGGACGUCUUCCUCGACGACGGCGAGACGACCUUCGCGGACCCGCCGGCGCGCUUCGAGGCCGGCACGCCGCCCAUCGCCGAGGCCGUGGGCCUCGGCGCCGCCGUCGACUUCCUCGCGGACGUCGGCAUGGAGCACGUCGCGGCGCACGAGGCGGCCCUCGGCGCGCGCCUCUACGACGGCCUCGCGGCCUUCGGGGACCGGCUCGAGCUCUACGGCCCGACGGACGCCGCGGACCGCGGCGCGGCCCUCGUCGCGUUCAACGCGAGGGGCGUCCACGCGGCGGACCUCGCGACGUUCCUCGACCUCGAGGGCGUCGCGGUUCGCGCGGGCCACCACUGCACGCAGCCGCUCCACGCGCGCCUCGGCGCGCCGGGCGGCUCCGUCCGCGCGAGCCUCGCCCUCUACAACACGGCCGACGAGGUCGACGCGUUCCUCGCGGCGCUCGCGCGCGUCCUCGAUGACUUCGACGGCGCCGGC